ACCCCACGCCGCCCGUCGAGCGCGGCCUCGACACGGUGCUGGCAUCGCCAGCCCGCGGCGACGAGCUGUCGGUGCCGCAGCAGCUGCAGCUCGCGCUGCGCAUCGCGGCGGCCGUGCUCAAGUUCAACUCGACGUCGUGGCUGGGCGAGUGCUGGGGCCUGCAGGAUCUGUAUUUUUUCGAGCAGCACACGCGUGCAGACGCGGGGAAGGAGGACGAGGAGGACGAGGAGGACGAGGAGGGUGACCUGCUGACGGCCCUCCGCACGCUGCACCUCGGCGUCGAGUGGGCGGCCACCAGCCGGCCGCCCACGCUCCGGGCGGCGGCGGGCGGCGUGCUGAUGGACGUCGACUCGGCGGCUCCUGCACCAGGGCCCGGUCCCGGCAACGACGGCGUGGCGGCCGCGCUGGACGAGGCCAAGCUGGUGCACGGGAUUGCCAACGUGACCAUGUACAACCUCGGAGUGGCGCUGCUGGCCAUCGGGCGGUGGGCGGCCGUCGACGCGGGCGACGUGCUUAGCGUGCGGCGCAUGGCGCGCCUGCCGUCGCCGCUGGGCCCGCGCUACCACGACUUGACGCAGCGCGCGCUGGACUGUGAUUUUGGCUUCGGCAAGGACCUCGCCCGCCCCAAGCUGCAGGAGGCCGUCUACGAUGGUGUGUUGCUCGAGCUGCAGAGCAUGAUCUCGGCGCUAAGCUUUGAUGAUUGAUUCAAGGGGCUGGCGCUGGUUUGUUUUCAGUUGGAAAAGAAGUCUAGGGAUAGGUUCAGCUGGGUCUUACCCGUAUAGAUAUGUAUGUCGUUCCUUAAAAUGCAUUAGUUCAGGGAUAUGGCAUUCCAAGUAUUGAGGGAGAGAUAAUCAAGCCCGACUUGCCAUUGUCUUGGUUACGGCUAAUAUCCGUGCUUUCCGUGCUUUCACC
Messenger RNA from Lasiosphaeria miniovina, 912 nucleotides. RefSeq lists its product as uncharacterized. The coding region runs from base 339 to 704 and encodes 121 amino acids. The transcript has a single exon. The record is from RefSeq and is a predicted model, not a curated record. NCBI's taxonomy places the organism in Eukaryota, Fungi, Ascomycota, Sordariomycetes, Sordariales, Lasiosphaeriaceae.